Messenger RNA from Talpa occidentalis (Iberian mole), 3502 nucleotides. RefSeq names its product ORAI calcium release-activated calcium modulator 2 (gene ORAI2). Gene Ontology annotation, biological process: store-operated calcium entry. The coding region runs from base 238 to 1002 and encodes 254 amino acids. Gene Ontology annotation, cellular component: membrane. Gene Ontology annotation, molecular function: store-operated calcium channel activity. NCBI's taxonomy places the organism in Eukaryota, Metazoa, Chordata, Mammalia, Eulipotyphla, Talpidae. The record is from RefSeq and is a predicted model, not a curated record. The transcript has 3 exons.
ACUCCCAACUUGCCAUUCCUAUAAAUGACCUAGUCAUUGGCAUGCCCUGGCAGAAAUCAAAUGCACAAAACUGUUCCCUGGGAUCCUUUGGCCAGGAAAGGCUGUUCCUCCACAGCCUGGCAGAAAACACAGAGGACCUCUUCCUCAGAACCUACGCACUGAACCCUUUGAGAGACUGGCAUGGAUGGAUUAAAUCUGGGGCAUUUCCUCAGCUGCUGACCCUGCCUGGCUCCCACCAUGAGCGCCGAGCUCAACGUGCCUAUGGACCCCUCCACUCCCGCCUGCUCUGAGCCUGCUCACAAGGGCAUGGAUUACCGGGACUGGGUCCGCCGCAGCUACCUGGAACUGGUCACCUCCAACCACCACUCUGUGCAGGCCCUCUCCUGGAGGAAGCUCUACCUGAGCAGGGCCAAGCUGAAGGCCUCCAGCAGGACCUCUGCCCUCCUCUCAGGCUUCGCCAUGGUGGCCAUGGUGGAAGUGCAGCUGGAGACGCAGUACCAGUACCCGCGGCCGCUGCUCAUCGCCUUCAGCGCCUGCACCACCGUGCUCGUGGCCGUGCACCUCUUCGCCCUGCUCAUCAGCACAUGCAUCCUGCCCAACGUGGAGGCCGUGAGCAACAUCCACAACCUCAACUCCAUCAGCGAGUCACCGCACGAGCGCAUGCACCCCUACAUCGAGCUGGCCUGGGGCUUCUCCACUGUGCUGGGCAUCCUGCUCUUUCUGGCUGAGGUGGUGCUGCUCUGCUGGAUCAAGUUCCUCCCGGUGGAUGCGCGUCACCAGCCCGGCCUCCCACCCGGCCCCGGUGGCCACACUGGCUGGCAGGCCGCCCUCGUGUCCACCAUCAUCAUGGUGCCCGUCGGCCUUAUCUUCGUGGUCUUCACUAUCCACUUCUACCGCUCCCUGGUACGCCAUAAGACCGAGCGGCACAACCGUGAGAUCGAGGAGCUGCACAAGCUCAAGGUGCAGCUGGAUGGGCAUGAGCGCAGCCUACAGGUUGUGUGAGGGCCACACCGGCUCCUGGGGGCCACGCUGACACUGAGCCCUGGAGCCCAGCAGAAAUCACCUGCCUUUUGGGGAAUUUCAAGAAUGCAAGUGUUAAUGAGGCUGCUAAACACUGCCAGAUAGGUCAAGAGCAGAGUUUUACUCCUGUCUUGAUGCUGUAAAACCUGGAUCAUUUUCCCUCUGAAAAUGGAAAUCUUCAAAUCAGAGACUCUGUAGCUAAGAGCUUCAGGCAAAGACAGAUGGAGUCCUCGGCCCUGGGGAUUUCCUGAGUGGGAGGCAGGGCUCUGAGCUGCACCCAUUGGUCAAGGGUGGUUUGGGAGCUGAAAUGGGUUCCAGCGGCUGCAGGGAGCCUGGUGGGGCAGGGCCAUGAGUUCAGAGAAGACUGGGGACGCACCUGCCGUGCUUAGGUGGGCACAGAAUCACAGCUUGGCCUGGUGCUGCCCUCCUCUGCCCUGGAAGGAGUUAGGUGGCCUGGUGUGUAAAGGGGCAAGAGCUGGGGCACAUGUCAGCUCAGCAGGUGUGGCAGGAGCCCCCAUCAGACUCACCAGGCUCUGGGGAAGACCCCAAGGGUGGAGGCCUGACCAGGGGUGGGGAGACAUGCCUGUGGCCACCGGUGUGAGAUGUCUUCGGACACUUACAGAGAGGUGCUCUGAAGCUCCCUGGCCUGGAUGCUCUCUUCUCAGCCUGGAGCCCUGGCCACACCAACCCUGCAAGGCCAGCUUGGGAAAAGUACUCUCAGUCCAGAGGCAGUCACCUCUGGCCACAGAAUGAUGGCCUCUGAGCCUGAGUCAGCUGCCCUCUAGAAGGCCGGGAGCUGUGGUCCCAGGCGGCGGGAAGGGGUAGUCUGGGGGACUUCUGUCUAGACAAGGUCUUUGGCCUGGUCUGUGGCUAGUGGUGCUGGAGGCCAGCCCUGCCAAAUGUGGGCCUGCGUUUAAUGACUCAGUGCAGGGGAGACAAAGCCCCACGGCGUUCCCCUCCCAGCCCCCAACCCUCAGCCACACACAGGAACCCAGCUCGUGUUUAUGCAGCCUUGGCCAGAGUGGCUUCUGGGGUUUCCACUAAGGUUGUCUGGUGGACCUACGCCCACAUGCUGUCGCUCCGCCCAGUGUGAGCUGGCUGCACCCUGUGCUGUUUGUGAAAGCCACAGCAGCCCGGAGGAGACACCUUUUUGUUUUCCUAAAUAAUCACUGGAUUUCGCCUUCUGACGGCAUUGUUCUUGACGCUUGAUAUCCCUGUGGGGUCGGGUGGCCUGUGCCAAGACCUGGCUGAGGUUUCUGGGAUCUGAUGUACUGCCGGGAACAUAACCUUAACACAUUGCUCUGAAAUGCUGGGGGCUCUCUGUGGGCAGAGCUGAGAAUCCAUCUGUGGGGAGUCUGGCCAUCUUGUCCUGAGGGCCCACGGGAGAACUUCCCAGAGGCGUCCCUGCCAUCUUCUGCGCCGGCUCAUGACUCGCCUGCUCUCUGGUGCAUGUCUGUUCUUUCCUGCAGCCUCCUUGGAAAGUCUCUUUUGGUUUACUGUUUGUUUUGCAAAAGAAUGUCAAUGUCACUGCAAGACACCCCUUUGUGUCCUGGCAGGAAUGACAGUCUUGGGGCGGGGGAGGGGUGGUUGUGCAGCAGACCCUUUACUGUGGCCCUAGCCAUUCAAGAGGGCCGUGCUGGGUCCAGCUGCCUCCCUUCCUGGACCAGAUCCACACAGUGCCAAGCACCCCCACCCCCAGGCUGCAGAAGCACACCGCCAGUGCCAGCCUGCUCCGUGGGUGGGGCUUUGGUGCUGGCCGGCCAGCAUGGGGCAGACACUUAAGUGUCUUAUGGAGGCCCCACAUGGAUAGGACAAAAAGGCUCUAUAGUGUCUUGCUCCCCUUUAUCCAGAGGCUCCCCCAGCCAAUAUGGUGGUUGCCAGAGGUCCAGGACACAGAGAUGACCGUGCACAUGGGGCCUGGUGGUGGAAGCAACCGCAGGGUGACCCCAGAUCUUGUCAGGGUGAGGAGAAGCUGCAUUUUGGAGCUGCAGAACAACUCGGCAGGGCACUUGGGGGAGGGCAGACAGGGUGCAGGGUAGAAAUCUUUCCGGAGAUUUAACCUGAUUGUGGUGUGUCCAAGCGCAGUACCUCCCACGCUGAGCGCCGCGGCCGUGUGGGCUUGCCCUACUUUCCCCGAGCAGAGCCCUCCUGGUGCUCAUGAGACAUGCGGAGGCCCUUUCCAAAACAGAACGCAACCUCCAGUUAGUACCUGACCAGAAGUUUCAAGAAACUGAAGGCAGUGUAAUUGUGUCUUCUAGGAAGGGCUGUUGAGGACAACGCACAAGCCCUGGGGCUCGGGGUUCCUCUGCAGUUGUCAUCUGUCUCAUGCUGAUAAUUCAUUAUGCAUGACACUCCAGAUCGUGUAUGGGGUACGUACCCCACCCUCUGUGUGAAUUUUUAAAACCGUUGCCCUGGAUUGACCUGAAUAAACACGUAAAGCUAUGACUUACUCUCCGCUCCUGGUGGUGUUAUAGGGCAGCCC